UUACCGUUGACGUCACAUGGCCCAGCCUUGUCUCGGCUCCUGGGGCUGGUCUGAUUGGAAGGAAACCCCGUGGAUUAGCCCGACAGCCCGUGAGAAUCAGCUGUGAGCCGCGGUUAGCUUAGCUCCGACAGGACCAUCGUUUUCCCCAACACUCAGCACUGAGCAGCCAUGGACAAGAGCGAGCUAGUGCAGAAAGCCAAGCUGGCCGAGCAGGCUGAGCGUUAUGAUGAUAUGGCAGCAGCUAUGAAGACUGUUACCGAGGGUGACACUGAACUGUCUAAUGAGGAACGCAACCUGCUCUCUGUGGCUUACAAGAAUGUGGUGGGAGCCCGUCGUUCCUCCUGGAGAGUUGUCUCCAGCAUCGAGCAGAAGACGGAGAGCAGUGACAAGAAACAGCAGAUGGUCAAGGAAUAUCGGGAAAAGAUCGAGAAGGAGUUGAAAGAUAUCUGCAAUGAUGUCCUGGUCCUUCUGGACAAGUACCUCAUACCCAAGGCGACCCCGGCUGAAAGUAAAGUCUUCUAUCUGAAAAUGAAAGGCGAUUACUAUCGCUACUUAGCAGAGGUGGCUCUGGGAGACGAAAAGUCCAGUAUCAUUGGCAAUUCACAGGAGGCCUACAAGGAUGCCUUUGAAAUCAGUAAGGCAGACAUGCAGCCCACACAUCCCAUUCGCCUGGGCCUGGCCCUUAACUUCUCUGUAUUCUACUAUGAGAUUCUCAACUCACCUGAGCAGGCCUGUAAGCUUGCCAAAACGGCAUUUGAUGAGGCCAUUGCAGAGCUUGAUUCGCUGAAUGAAGAGUCAUACAAAGACAGCACAUUGAUCAUGCAGCUACUGCGGGACAACUUGACACUGUGGACUUCAGAUAACCAGGGAGAUGGUGAUGACACCGAGGAGGUUCGGGGAAACUGAGUUUUUCCCCUGUUAUUCAGCUACCAUCGUUCCAGCUCACCGUCAACACUGAGACCACCUCAUAAUGAACUUCUGUCUCUUUUAGUUCUACUACUCUUGCGCCUUCCUUCCUUCCUUGCUUUCUUCCUUCCUUGCUUUCUUCCUUCCCUUUCAUUGUGGGAUUUUUUUCUAAGGAUUUGUGUGAUGGGAGGUGGGUGGGAGGGGAUAAAUAGUGGGUGGGAGGGCUUUGGGGGGCAGGACAUGGGACGGGACCAAGGUUUGUCUACUGUUAGCCUUGUUUUCUUCACGGGGAGUGCUAGGUUGCCGCAUUAGGUUGAAAGAGAGUGGGUUAAAGUACUCGGCUCAUGCAAAGUUGCAAGUCAAAAUCCUUUGUUAUUUUUGGUAUACUGUAUGUAAAUCUCCUUGUCUGUGCAUUUGCCAUUGUCAUUAUGUAUGCCUGCAGGUUAGCGACAGCGUUACAAAGAGUCCUUGCUUAAGUGGAGAGAGCAGCGCUAGUUAAGAUGCAGCAAGACGUCACACAGAAUACUGCUAUCUCACACGUCCUGUAAAAUCAUGGGCUAAAAAUACAUUCCAUUUAUUGUCACUUUUUAAGUUUUUUAUUCCAGGCAUUCAGUGCCCUGCAAAUGGCAUUUACCCAUUCCCUAUUAAUUACGAGGUAUAGUGAACCCUAAGAACAAAGAGCACAUAAGCUUGAUACUGUUACCGUAUGACUGUACAAGCAGAGCAGUAGGAAUAUCGUGUGAUUUAGUUAAUACUUAUUCCAGUAAUUAUUUGUUUUGUUUUUCAGUUUUCCUUUUCAUUUUUUUUAUACUUGCCUAAAUUGCAUGUGGCUAUGAAGUAGUUAACAUGGGGAGGAACUGGGGAUACUGUCGGGCUGGCUAGCUUUGUGUCAUGUCUCUGGAGUUUUCAUACAGAACACCCAAGCAUAAAUGUUAUUUGGAGGGAAAAUAUGUAAUUUCAUGUACGUGGAAUAAAAAAUAAUUUAACACAC
Paramisgurnus dabryanus is the source of this 1897-nucleotide messenger RNA. RefSeq names its product tyrosine 3-monooxygenase/tryptophan 5-monooxygenase activation protein, beta polypeptide like (gene ywhabl). NCBI's taxonomy places the organism in Eukaryota, Metazoa, Chordata, Actinopteri, Cypriniformes, Cobitidae. The record is from RefSeq and is a predicted model, not a curated record.